Messenger RNA from Desarmillaria tabescens, 330 nucleotides. RefSeq lists its product as uncharacterized. NCBI's taxonomy places the organism in Eukaryota, Fungi, Basidiomycota, Agaricomycetes, Agaricales, Physalacriaceae. The transcript has 2 exons. The coding region runs from base 1 to 330 and encodes 109 amino acids. The record is from RefSeq and is a predicted model, not a curated record.
AUGGCAGACCCAUCAGACCCAUCCCAUCCCAAUACUCCAGUCGAUCAGGAUCCGUCAACAUCGCGGAGUCCCUAUCAGGAUCAAACCACUCAAGCGCAGGAUUCACGCCUUUCUCUCGCCAGCCAGAACUCCCAGUCAAGUCAGAGCCAGAAGAAGAAAGGGAUUUUGCAGAAAGCUUCUACCUCUCAGCUCUCCAGGCAUACAAAGAAGUCCUCAAUGGAGGCCGCAAUGGUGGAGACUCAGAUGGAGGAUCUUACCAUCCUAGGUCCCCAUCCCCAGCAUCCUCCUCAACAGUAUGAGCCUGGUCCACUGGAUGGAGAGUGGUAUUGA